Molecule: messenger RNA, 1920 nt
Organism: Sorghum bicolor (sorghum)
Lineage: Eukaryota; Viridiplantae; Streptophyta; Magnoliopsida; Poales; Poaceae
Product: PHD finger protein ALFIN-LIKE 7
Exons: 4
Coding region: 948-1616 (222 amino acids)
Biological process (GO): regulation of DNA-templated transcription
Cellular component (GO): nucleus
Molecular function (GO): transcription coregulator activity; transcription cis-regulatory region binding; histone binding
Source: RefSeq, a predicted model, not a curated record
CGCUCGACUUGGUUCCUCCCCUUUGUUUUUCUUUUUCUUUUUCCUUCCGUCUGUGCUGCUCGUAUCUUCGUGCUAAGCUUCGCCUUUCACUAUAUGCCCAUCCAGCGUUCGUUUAUGGAGCUCGAUCCGGUUGCCGUUUAGGGUUUCGUCGGAUUCUUAAUGACCAUUAGUUGGUCUGGUUAGUCCUUAACUUUUGUCAGAUAUGUAAGCUUCAGUGUGACUGCCACACAUGUUGCGUUUUAAUUUCGCCCUCUGGUGUGUUUAGAUCAUCAAUUCAAGGCCUUAAGCUAAAGAAACUUGCGAUAGAUGAGCACAUCAAUUAAAGGAAGUGCUUGGUAAAUGUCAUGGUUAGGUAAUUUAAAGUCCUGGAAUAUGCUACAGCUACGGUCAUUUGCAUUUCCGUUGACACGCAUAAUGCUUGUGUUGAACGUAAAAAACCAUGUACGAUACAUAAUAAAGGUGAUUGACCAAUUUGCAUCUCGUUUUCAUUAUGCAUUUGGGUUGUACGUAGCAGAACAUGUACCUUACGUAAUAAACGGGAUUGACCAAUCACUGUAACGGGACAUGUGAUCAUUUGGCCCAGGUUGGCGUAUGUCGGUAUUUGCUGAAAGUUGCAGCCUCAGUGGAGAUGAACUGUACUCAUUGGUUACCAUGGAUGUAUUCAUUUAAACCCUCAGAUAGAUGUUGUUUUGAGCUACAAAUCUGUUAGUGCUGCUGUGAGGAUUGAAAUCUGGUUAAACUAUAAAAGCUAACUAAAUUGAUCUAGUGCCUUUGACUUGAUAUAUCACGUAACCUGGUUUUUCCAGGUUGCCCUCCUGUGUAUGAAAAAGGAAUGAGAAGUAACAUAUGUUAGUAGAAGAAAUUACAAAUUGUAGGAAGAAGUGUGAAGUGGAGACAAGAUAAAAGUCAGAUGCAGACAUCAAUGGUGACCGGCCUAAUAUUGCUCAAUGUCAACAACUAAUCCUGAUGUACAUUCAUGGAAAACAGCUAUGAAGAAAGAGAACUUGUGCCUUUAUGGUUUGCCAAAUGAGACUUGGGAGGUCACUCUUCCAGCUGAGGAAGUACCUCCUGAGCUUCCAGAACCCGCACUGGGGAUAAACUUUGCACGUGAUGGAAUGAUCGAAAAAGAUUGGCUGUCUCUAGUUGCAGUUCAUAGUGAUGCAUGGCUCCUGUCCGUUGCAUUCUACUUUGGUGCUCGCUUUGGAUUUGAUAAAGAGGCCAGGAGAAGGCUCUUCACCAUGAUUAAUAACCUGCCCACUGUUUAUGAAGUUGUGACGGGGGUUGCUAAGAAGCAAUCGAAAGCCCCCAAUGGCAGCAGCAAAAGCAGCAAAUCUAACUCUAAACCAUCAAAACAGACCAACUCUAACAGUAAGCCUGCGAAGCCAACCCACCCAAAAGAAGAGGAGGACAGCGGCCAUGAGGACGCAGAGGAGGAGGACCAGGCGUACCUGUGUGGGUCCUGUGGGGAGAGCUAUGCGAACGGGGAGUUCUGGAUCUGCUGCGAUGUCUGCGAGAAGUGGUUCCAUGGCAAGUGUGUCCGCAUCACCCCAGCGAAGGCGGAGCACAUCAAGCAGUACAAGUGUCCCAGCUGCAGCACCAAGCGGAGCCGGGAAUGACCGGCAACCCUGGCCUGGGACAGGACUUGCUCCCAGUUAACGGAAGCAUUUAGAAUCAUUAGGAGCAGUGAAGCGGUGUGUCAUUAGAACCGCUUCACCUGUUUAGCAGACCGGUGCUUGUGCCGGCUGUUGUAUGUCUCGUCGUGUUGUAAACUGGUAAGGGACAUGGUAGCUAGUGGUGAUGUGUUGUGUUAGCAGGCUGACUGCUGUCAUCGUAGUGUCGGAUGAACUGCUGGAGUUUGGAAACUCAUGUUCAGUAAUUAAGUGCUGCUUAGUGUGUAUGAUAAUUUCCUCCUGUUUAUCA